Messenger RNA from Xenopus laevis (African clawed frog), 1742 nucleotides. It is a transcript of the gene grik5l.S, whose product is annotated as glutamate receptor KA2 S homeolog. Gene Ontology annotation, molecular function: signaling receptor activity; ligand-gated monoatomic ion channel activity; monoatomic ion channel activity. Gene Ontology annotation, biological process: ionotropic glutamate receptor signaling pathway; regulation of postsynaptic membrane potential; monoatomic ion transport. The coding region runs from base 146 to 1585 and encodes 479 amino acids. Lineage: Eukaryota; Metazoa; Chordata; Amphibia; Anura; Pipidae. Gene Ontology annotation, cellular component: postsynaptic membrane; membrane. The record is from RefSeq and is a predicted model, not a curated record. The transcript is spliced from 11 exons.
CUGAAUUCUCUACAUCUCCUAUUGAACUGGAAGAUUUGCAAUGUUUUCUUGAACAGCUAGAUCUUCUCUCAUUGCCAUCCCUGCUCUGGGGAGAAUACCAGCCUAGGACUAAGGAAGGGAUCGGAGGAAUCAACACAUUAAAAAGAUGGACAAAUCCCUCUUGCUUCUGUUUGCUGUUACACUGUUGACUGUGGGAUGCACAGAUGCGGGUGAAAGCAAAGGAUCCAUACACAAGGAAAAAGAAAGGUCAAAGAGACAAGCUCUAAAACAUCUGACUGUCACUACUAUCAUGGAACAGCCUUUCUCGAUGAAGACUGAAUCAGGAAUGGAAGGUUUCUGCAUAGACUUGCUGUCUGAACUUUCUCAAAGCCUCGGCUUUAAUUAUACCAUAAGAGAAGUGAAGGAUGGGAGAUAUGGUGCCAAAGACCAAGACGGGAACUGGAAUGGAAUGGUUGGAGAGGUGUUAAGAAAGGAAGUUGAUUUGGCAGUAGCUCCUUUAACUAUUACUGCCAAACGGGAAGGAGAACUUGCCUUUACAAAGCCAUUCAUGCAAACUGGUAUCAGUAUACUGCUGAGGAAGGACAAUACAUCCGAGAACUCCUAUCUCUUUGGCUUUUUAACUCCCUUCAGUAAAGAAACUUGGAUAGGAAUUUUAGUUGCUUACGUGGUCACAAGCCUCUGUCUUUUUCUUGUUGGCAGACUAAGCCCUUGUGAAUGGACUGAACUUUCCACUGAACAGAAUAACUUUACCUUCCUAAAUAGCCUUUGGUUUGGAGUUGGUGCUUUUACGUUACAAGGUGCAGAACCACACCCAAAAUCUGUUUCUGCCCGAAUCAUUGCAGUCAUCUGGUGGAUAUUUUCCAUAGUCCUGGUUGCUGCUUACAUUGCAAGCUUUGCUGCCUUUUUAAACUCUGAUAGUGUGCAAACUACAGAUAUUCAGACAUUUGAAGACUUAGUCAACCAAAGAACUCUUGAGUUUGGAACUAUCAACAGCUCUUCCACAUUCCAGUUUUUUAAGAAUUCGAAGAAUCCAACAUACCGAAUGAUUUAUGAAUAUAUGGAUAAAAGAAAAGAUGAACUUCUUGUGAAAUCAUUUGCUGAGGGUGUACAGCGGGUUCAAGAGUCAAAUUAUGCCUUCCUUGGCGAGUCUGUUAUGCAAGACAUCAUGGUGGCAAAGCAUUGUGAUCUUGUCAGGGCCCCUCAGAUCAUUGCAGGCAGAGGAUACGCCAUUGCUGCUCCAUUAGACUCUCCCCUUAUCAAACAACUAAGUGUUGCCAUUUUGGAACAAACGGAGUCAGGUAAUAUAGAGUACCUAAGGAAAAAGUGGUGGGAUAACACCUGCUCCAUGAAACGCAGCGCUGGAUGGAACCCUGUGCAGCCACAUACUCUGGGGGGAAUUUUCCUCAUUCUUGGUAUUGGUUUGGCUUUGGGAGUUAUAGCAGCUUUGAUUGAGCUGGUGUUAAAAGCCAGGAACAAUGCUGAUCAGCAAAAGAAAUCUUGCUGUUCUGCUUUCUCGGAGGAAAUGGGAGAGCGUUUUGGAACAAAUAAAGAAAACCAGGAAGCAGCGGACAGUGUGAAAUCCUAAGAAGAUUCUGCUUCAGAAAGGAUUUUUUUUAGAUUUACUACUUAUACCCAGACUCUUUUUAUGUGCUUUUCUGUACUAGUGUGCUGUUAAGUAUGCAUGACUGUAUUUUUAAAAUGUGAUUGAGGAUAAAUAAAUUCCAUGGGUGGAAUUAUACAGA